AUGAUGUUCCCCCUCUCUGGCUGCUGGGGGACUGAACUGUUACUGUUGCUGGUCCUGGCUCUGGCUGUGAGAGAAUCCUGGCAGACAGAAGAAAAGUCUUGUUACCUGGUAGGAAACAAGGAGAAGGAGUUGAAGCAAGAUCAGGCUCUCCUGGAAAGGCUACAGCCACUGUUCAACAAAAGUUUUGAGAGCACUGUGGGCCAGGGCUCAGACACAUACAUCUACAAAUUCAGAAUAUGCCAGGAAGCUGGCAACCACUCCUCUGGGGCAGGCCUGGUGCAGAUCAACAAAAAUACCUGGAAGGAGACGGUGGUUGGUAGGAUCAACGAGACUCACAUCUUCAAUGGAAGUAAUUGGAUCACGCUGAUCUAUAAAGGGGGUGAAGAAUAUGACAACCACUGUGGCAAAGAGCAGUGUUGUGCAGUGGUAAUGAUCUCCUGCAAUCGACACACAAUAGCGGCUGAUGGCUGUGACUCUGUGAGCCGUUCCAAACCCUGCAACAUGCCUGCUGCCUAA
This is a messenger RNA of Chionomys nivalis (European snow vole), 516 nucleotides long. RefSeq names its product cation-dependent mannose-6-phosphate receptor-like. Lineage: Eukaryota; Metazoa; Chordata; Mammalia; Rodentia; Cricetidae. Gene Ontology annotation, molecular function: protein domain specific binding. The record is from RefSeq and is a predicted model, not a curated record. Bases 1 to 516 code for a protein of 171 amino acids. Gene Ontology annotation, biological process: protein targeting to lysosome. The transcript has 2 exons. Gene Ontology annotation, cellular component: trans-Golgi network; Golgi apparatus; endosome.